AUCUUCAGUUAGAAGUCGAUCAUGUAAAAUGAGGAUGUGCAGGAUGCGAAAGACAGCUUGUUUAGGCAUCGUUCUCACACUUGUGAUUCUUACCAUAUAUCAUAGAUACACAUCAGUAAACCCCGUUAUCUCUAAAGGACUUAAGGAAGAAAGUUCGAUUUCAAGUCAGUUCAAAAAUGCUAUACAACAAUUCUCAGCAGAAGAACGCCCUGCAACCACUUUUCAGGAGGAAUCGGAAAGUGGACCCCCAGAGGUAACGAACGGAAAUCCACUGAAUGGCAGUCUGAAUCCCGAUCAAAGCAACCAUCUUGCAAAUUCUUCUACAGCAAUAAAUAUUGUAGUUGAAGAUGGGCUUCCUUUAUCAGACCAUCACAUUAAAGUGGAACCUGACAACUACCUUGCUAGAUGCUCCAUCAGUAAAGGAAUACAUCACAAUGGAGCUGAUUUACAGGUGUCAGAUUUAGUGGAAAAUCUCCCAUUUCAAUCUGAAAACACAGAUCACGGACAGUAUAAUGGUAAUCUUAAACCUUUACCAACCUCUGAAGAAUUGACUGUAUUUCUAGUGCCCCACUCACAUUGUGAUCCAGGGUGGAAAGAGACGUAUGACCAUUACUAUGAGAGAGAUGUUAAGCCGCUCUUAACAAACAUGUAUCAGUUUACUUUGGAGCACGAGGACUUCAAAUACAUCUACGCAGAGGUCUCUUUUUUUAAGCUGUGGUGGGAGGAGCAGACUGAUAAAGUUAGACAGGACAUGGCCAGACUUGCUCGUGAGGGCAGGUUCGAGUUUGUCCAGGGAGGUUGGGUUAUGAAUGAUGAGGCUAACACACACUACUUCGCCAUCUUGAACCAAAUGAUGGACGGGCACGAGUGGUUGAAGAAGAAUCUUCCAGAUGCUGUACCUAAUGUUGGGUGGGCUAUUGAUCCAUUCGGACUGUCGCCAUUCAUGGCACAAGUCAACUCUAUGUUUGGAUUUAAUGCCAUGCACAUACAGAGAGUGCACUAUACAAUCAAGAAGCACUUAGCUCUGAACAGAAAAAUAGAGUUCAGAUGGCGACAGUCUUGGGAUCCCGAUGGUGAUACUGAUAUUCUAACCCAGCUUGGUCCUUUCGGAGGUUAUAAUUCUCAGUCAACUUGUGGUCCGGAUCCGGAUAUUUGUUUACAUUAUCACUUUGCUGCGUUCACAAACCCAAAGUUUGGAAAAGAUCCAAAUCUUGUGAAAACUACUCCUUCUAACGUAAAAGAGAGGUCAUUGAAGAUUCUUGAUCAGUGGCGUAAAAAAGCGGCGUUGCACUCUUCUAAUGCUGUGUUUAUUGAAACUGGAUUUGAUUUCUCUUACAUCUACAAAGAAUCCUUGGAAGUUAUCUAUAGCAACUAUAAGCCAAUGAUGGAGUACAUUAAUAGUCAUCCAGAGCUCAACACCCGAGUUAAAUGGGGGACUAUCAGCGACUACUUUGACAAAAUAAAGAAGUCAAAUGUCAACUUUCCGAGUCUAAGUGGUGACUUCUUCACGUACGCUGAUAGACUGGACGAGUAUUGGAGCGGGUACUAUACCACACGCCCCUUCUUCAAGAACCUGGACAGAGUUCUAGAAUCUUCCAUCAGGAGAACUGAGAUCCUCUUCUCAUUCCACAGAGAAAAGGGGGAUGUUGAGAAACUGACUAAAGCUAGGAACACUCUGUCUUUAUUCCAGCAUCAUGAUGCUAUCACUGGGACUGCAAAGCAUCAUGUUGUCUUGGACUAUGCUAGAAUGUUGUUAAACGCGUUUAAAACAUGUAUAGAGUUGUCCACAUCAGCCGUUCAACAUAUUCUGGAGACAAAAAGGACAAUAGGAGAACAGUUCCAGCCAAUCCGGCAGAGAGCGGGAUAUGAAGAUCUUGAAAAGUUCCGGGUUUUAGAAGCACCAGUUGGGCUUGUUAUAACCAGUACGAUACCAAGAAAAACCGAUUCAGCUCAAAUCAUCGCAGUCAAAUCACAUCUCAAUUUGGAGGUGGAAAGUACUGGGGGAGGAGUUGUACUUCAGCAGAUUGAACCAGCUAUUGAGUACGGUACACUAGAUCCCAACUCCGAGUUCAUUGUAUUCCGGACUGAGCUCCCAUCAGUUUCUAUCAAUAAGUUCGAAGUAACAAGCUCUGAAAAAGACAAAGAAAAAGAUAGAGCUAAUGUCCAAUUUUACAACCCUGGUGAGAAAGCAGCGGAGAUUUCCAGUCGAGACUCAUUUACAGUGUUAUCUCAUGAUUCAGCAUGCGAUGAUAUCUCGCUUGGAGGAGAUAGGCUUGCUUUAAUCUUGGAUUGUAGAUCAGGUCGUGUGAAGAGAAUAAAGAAGGAAGGAACAAGUGUGGAAAUAGAACAACAAGUAUUACUGUACAAAGGAAGAAGUGGAGCUUACUUGUUUAGACCUAGCGGCUCUCCUACACUUCUCUUCACUGAGUCAUCACGACCAGAGAUAGUCGUCAUAAAGGGAUCUCUGAGGGACAAAGCAGUCGUUACCCUCAGGAUCCUAAACAGUGUACUAGUCCUAACUUAUAUUGUGCAUCAUCAUCCGGGGUUGGAGGGAGAGUUUGUGGACCUGAAUAUAAUGUCUAAUCUAAGGGAUAGUGGCGAUCUAUCAAUCAGAUUAAAAACAGAUAUUAAGAGCGGAGACACCAUUUUCACUGACCUAAACGGUCACACUAUCCAACAACACAAGUAUAAAAGUAAGCUUCAUACACAAGGGAACUUCUUUCCAAUGCCCUCCACCGCUUUUAUCCAAGAUUCAUCGACUCGGCUGUCUCUUCUGGGAUCAGAACCUCAUGGGGCUGCUUCCUUAGCUCAAGGUUGGAUCGAAGUGGUGAUAGACAGGAGAACCUCACAAGAUGAUUUAAGAGGUUUGGGAGAAGCUAUACAAGAUAACAUUCCAACCCCUGCUAAACUCCGCAUUCUGGUGGAAGCUAGAUCAGCCACCCCCACUAUUAGCGAUCUAUAUGUAGUGGAGUACCCCUCACUAGUCAGCCACUGGACUCUGCAAUCUCUACUUCAUCCUGCUUUUAUUCUAUCUGUAAAUCUCGAUCAGAGAGACCCAUCUGCUUCUACUUUGCAACUAAUGAAGUCUUUACCGUGUGAUGAAGAGUUAGUUAAUUUGAGAUAUGUGAACGAUACAACGUCCCAAUUAAUUAGGAGAAAGUUGGGUUUCUCUUGUGCUAUCAAUACGCCUGUAAACUGUGACUACCAAGAUCUGAGCUUAGAGCAACUAUUUGCGGGAAAUGUUGUCAUUGUGAACCACCCAUUUUCUGCUCUUCGUACGGAAGAAGACACUAAGACAAGGGACCUUAAAUCAAUGGAAUUUUCAUCUCAGUAUGUCACGUUUGAUGAAAAAAUGAGUUUUUAGACAAUAUAAUCACGGGGCAGCGUGGCUUGUAUAUUUUUCUGCUUUUUAGUUCAGCUAGCAGGAACCCGUCUAACCCUAAAGUGGUGUCAAAACUCAAGAUACUAAAAUAAUCAUUACCUAUUUAAUUCGCGUUUUUUACACCACUUGGGGGUUCAAAUUUUGGGCACUAAAAUUCUUAUUCCUUGGCCAAUUUUUUAUUUUUUCGUGCUGAUUUGAAGGCUAUUAAAGCAUUUGAACCAUUUGAACCAGUCAAAAAAGUUUAAGUUGUAUAUCUUUUAUGGUUUUUGCAGAAAGUCGUGUUAAAGUUGAUGAUGUGGUGUCAGUAAAAUGGUACGGAUAUAUAAACAUAUAUAUAUAUACGUCUCGCUUUAUAUAUACUAGCAGGAACCCGUCUAACCCUAAAGUGGUGUCAAGACUCGAGAGACUAAAAUAAUUAUUACCUAUUUAAUUCGCGUUUUUGACACCACUUGGGAGUCCAAAUUUUGGGCACUAAAAUUAUUAUUCCUUGGCCAAUUUUUUAUUUUUUCAUGCUGAUUUGAAGGCCUUUAAAGCAUUUGACCCAGUCAAAAAAGUUUCAGUUGUAUAUCUUUUACGGUUUUUGCGGAAAGUUGCGUUAAAGUUGAUGCCGUGGUGUCAGUAAAAUGGCACAGAUAUAUAUAUAUCGUCUCGCUUUAUAUAUAGUAAGAUAGUAAGAUUUAAUGUUUUGGUUUUUCAUUAACCAGUGCAAGUGUACGGCUUCUACUAAAAUAAAAUACUCAAAUUUACAGUUUACACUUGUAAUAAUAUUUAAUAAUAUGAGCGGGAUAUAAAUAAAUACCUCAUUUCAUCAAAAGUUGUCCUUUUUUACUAUUUAUUGAAUAUACAUGUAUUUUGUUAAUAUUAUUGACUAUUAUUU
Messenger RNA from Bolinopsis microptera, 4259 nucleotides. RefSeq names its product alpha-mannosidase 2x-like. The coding region runs from base 29 to 3364 and encodes 1111 amino acids. Gene Ontology annotation, molecular function: carbohydrate binding; alpha-mannosidase activity. The record is from RefSeq and is a predicted model, not a curated record. Gene Ontology annotation, biological process: mannose metabolic process; N-glycan processing; protein deglycosylation. Gene Ontology annotation, cellular component: Golgi membrane. The transcript has 21 exons. Lineage: Eukaryota; Metazoa; Ctenophora; Tentaculata; Lobata; Bolinopsidae.